UCUUGAGAUCGAAGAAAACUCGCUUUCUUCUACUUCCUCUUCUGCCCUCGUAUAGUCGUAUGCACAGUUGCACACACCAGAAAACCAGACGAAGAAAGUAGACCGAAGAAAGCUUUCGUCUUUCGAUAUCAGAAUUCGAGCUGAAAUCCGCAACGACGAACAAGGAUGAGUAGCAUCGGCACCGGUUAUGAUCUCUCCGUCACGACUUUCUCCCCCGACGGCCGCGUUUUCCAGAUCGAAUACGCCGCCAAGGCCGUGGACAACAGCGGGACUGUUGUCGGACUCAAGUGCAAAGAUGGCAUUGUUAUGGGUGUGGAGAAGCUCAUAGCUUCUAAGAUGAUGUUGCCCGGUUCCAAUAGAAGGAUCCAUUCAGUUCAUAGGCAUACUGGAAUGGCUGUGGCUGGCUUAGCUGCUGAUGGUAGACAGAUUGUUGCACGAGGAAAGUCCGAGGCAACCAAUUAUGACAAUACCUAUGGUGAACCGAUCCCUGUCAAAGAACUUGCUGAACGUGUUGCUAGCUAUGUGCACCUAUGUACUCUCUAUUGGUGGCUUAGGCCCUUCGGUUGUGGUGUCAUUCUUGGUGGUUAUGACAGAGAUGGACCACAGUUGUACAUGAUUGAACCCUCUGGAAUAUCUUAUAGGUAUUUUGGUGCUGCAAUUGGAAAGGGCAAGCAGGCAGCUAAAACGGAAAUCGAGAAGUUAAAGCUUUCAGAAAUGACAUGCCGUGAAGGGGUUCUUGAAGUAGCCAAAAUGUGAGGUUUUGUUGCAUUGAAUUCAUUUAGUGGACUUCUUUGGCGAGUUUGGAGUCUUUUACUAAUGACUCAAGUCUCAAUACCUUCAAGUGGUUCCAACCUUGACAUUCUUUCUUAGCGUUGUGCAUGGUUUAUCAUCCAAUUAAAACUCCUUGAUAUCUGCCUACAGCCAUUCCUGAUUUUCCCAGGAACUUUGAAAUUUCUUCAUUCCCAUCUCUUAUCUGAAAAGUAAAGAUCAGUUAUGUGAUUUAAUGUUAUGCAGCAUUUACAAGGUACAUGAUGAAGCAAAGGAUAAGGCCUUCGAACUCGAACUGAGCUGGGUUUGUGACGAGUCAAACAGAUUACAUCAGAAGGUUCCAGAUCAGCUACUAGAGGAGGCCAAGUCUGCUGCUAGGACUGCACUUGAAGAAAUGGAUGCUGAUUAAACACCCGUUGACAUCGGUUAAAGGAUCAUUGGGAAAUCAAUCAGGGCACCCCGAAUCGUCAUUGUCCAGAUUCCACCUUGAUCUCCCUUGUCGAAAAGCAACUGAAAUCCUUUUAGUGGCCUCCUGAGGCAGUUAGUCCAUUUAAGCUAUGUUUUACUUCAGUACAUGACCUGCGAACUUAUAUCACUUGAUCCUUUCUUCCUGAGCAACUUGCAUUUAGUGAAACAUUGUGGCUGCUUCUUUGAAAGGAAGGGAUCCUAUGUAAGAGCUCUUAGUUGGCUGGAUAGUUUCAUUGAAAUGGUUUUACGGCUUGCAUCUACUGCAUCAAUCUCCUGCUAGAUCAUUGCAAAACUGACUGUGAUGGAGCUUUGCUAAGUUGUCUUUCCGAAUGCGAG
Linum tenue is the source of this 1572-nucleotide messenger RNA. NCBI's taxonomy places the organism in Eukaryota, Viridiplantae, Streptophyta, Magnoliopsida, Malpighiales, Linaceae. The record is from the annotation of a GenBank genome assembly.